Messenger RNA from Heteronotia binoei (common prickly gecko), 3028 nucleotides. RefSeq names its product peroxisome proliferator activated receptor delta (gene PPARD). The transcript has 7 exons. Gene Ontology annotation, cellular component: nucleus. Gene Ontology annotation, biological process: positive regulation of transcription by RNA polymerase II; hormone-mediated signaling pathway; cell differentiation. Gene Ontology annotation, molecular function: zinc ion binding; RNA polymerase II cis-regulatory region sequence-specific DNA binding; nuclear receptor activity. NCBI's taxonomy places the organism in Eukaryota, Metazoa, Chordata, Lepidosauria, Squamata, Gekkonidae. The coding region runs from base 226 to 1554 and encodes 442 amino acids. The record is from RefSeq and is a predicted model, not a curated record.
GCGCAUGACGUACUGGAGAGGUAGCUGUGGCUACUGCUGAUGGGGCCGGGUGGGGGCUUUUCAAUGAUAAAAGUUCUGUGCCGAGCGUGGCGGGGGAGUGCGCGCGCUUCAUCGACAGCAGGCUACAAGGAACAGCCUGAUAGAGGCCCAUUUCCAGACAGACGUGGAUGAUGCCAGAGCUAUGACAGGGGCUGCAGUCUUGGCACUGAAGGGUGGUGAUCAGUUAUGGAACAGCCAAAGGAGGAAAUACCUGAGGUCAGGGAAGAGGAGGAGGAAGAGGAAGAGGUACUGACAGCAGUAAGUGGAGCCACAGACGCAACUGGUGGACCAGAUAAUUCAGCACCUUCUAUCAGCUAUACAGAUCUUUCUCAGAGUUCUUCUCCUUCUCUGUCAGACCAACUCCAGAUGGGCUGUGAUGAGGCAACAUCAGGAAGUCUAAAUGUGGAGUGCAGGGUCUGUGGUGACAAAGCAUCAGGGUUUCACUAUGGAGUGCAUGCAUGUGAAGGUUGUAAGGGCUUCUUUCGUCGCACAAUUCGUAUGAAGCUGGAGUACGAGAAAUGUGAACGGAGCUGCAAGAUUCAAAAGAAGAACCGGAACAAGUGCCAGUAUUGCCGCUUUCAGAAAUGCCUGUCGCUGGGCAUGUCACAUAAUGCCAUUCGUUUUGGCCGCAUGCCAGAAGCUGAGAAAAGGAAGCUGGUAGCAGGACUGACAGCAAGUGAAAUCAGUUGCCAGAACCAGCAAGUGGCUGACCUGAAACUCUUUUCCAAGCACAUCUACAAUGCCUACCUGAAAAACUUCAACAUGACCAAAAAGAAAGCACGAGGCAUCCUGACUGGGAAAGCCAGCAGCACACCACCAUUUGUGAUUCAUGAUAUGGAUACCCUGUGGCAAGCAGAAAAGGGCCUGGUAUGGAAGCAGCUGGUAAAUGGGAUACCCCCAUACAAGGAGAUUGGUGUCCAUGUCUUCUACCGCUGCCAGUGUACAACAGUGGAAACUGUGCGAGAGCUUACAGAAUUUGCCAAGAGCAUUCCUAGCUUCAUCAGCCUUUAUCUUAAUGACCAAGUGACUCUGCUGAAAUAUGGAGUGCAUGAGGCCAUUUUUGCCAUGCUUGCCUCCAUCAUGAACAAGGAUGGACUCCUGGUAGCCAAUGGGAAUGGCUUUGUGACACGCGAAUUCCUUCGCAGCUUGCGCAAACCCUUCAAUGAAAUAAUGGAACCCAAAUUUGAGUUUGCUGUGAAGUUCAAUGCCUUGGAGCUAGAUGACAGUGACCUGUCUCUAUUUGUAGCAGCCAUCAUCCUGUGUGGAGACCGUCCUGGCUUGAUGAACGUUAAACAGGUAGAGGAGAUUCAAGACAAUAUCCUCCAGGCUCUUGAGUUCCACCUGCAAGCCAAUCACCCAGACACUCAAUAUCUCUUCCCUAAGCUGCUGCAGAAGAUGGCUGACUUGCGGCAGCUAGUGACUGAACAUGCACAGCUUGUGCAGAAGAUCAAAAAGACAGAAACAGAGACUUCCCUGCAUCCACUCUUGCAGGAAAUCUACAAAGACAUGUACUGAGGAGCCUAUAUUUAUGAAAUAGGUUAAAGCCAUGAAGUCCAGCAAAAUGCUUUGUAACAUUGGCCAACAAAUCCCCUGUGUCUUCCAUUUCUUCUACUGAAAAUGCUUUUCCUAUAUGAUGGCUGUAUAUACUGUAUAUAGGGGUGUACAGCAUCAGAUCUGGUAUCACCACAUAGUGGUAGGUUAGGGCUUCCGUUAACAUACAUACACUAAGUGAAACUUAAAAGGCACAUCAUAAGCUAAAUAUAUAUUUCAACAGUUUGACUAAUACACUGUCUCUAGGCAGCUGUUGUGUUUACACAUACCUUGCAGAUGUGGUUGAACUGUGGGUUGCAUAGUUCUCAUGGACAACAUGGGUCAUGUCCAGGCAAUUGUCUGACAGGUACAGGAACAGCGCUUGUAUUAUAUAUCCUCUGUAUAUUAUUUUUGUAUUGCACUCUGAACUCUAGCUUGGCUGUAAGUGACAAAUUCUAAGGUGUGCAAAGAACAGGUGUGCGUCUGCUUGUAUAUGUACAAAUUUCUCAAAGAAAUUUCCAAGUGUUUAAGGGUACGAACACUCCUUAUGGGGACAGCUUUGAGGGGGGAGGCCUUUUCUCAUCUCCCUCAGUGCACAAAACCAGAUAUGCUUUCUUCAGGAAAGGCCACACCUCCUGUCUUCAGCAUUGGGAACACUCUCUCUUCCUAUGGGUUGUUUUACAACAACAUUUUGUUGAAGCUAAUCAUGAGCAUCUAUGAUGCUUGGUCUAUUUAAAUUUAGUAAAAAGAGGAGGCUCCCCCCCCCCCCCCCCCCCCCGUUCCUUGUUUACCAGAUAAUGGAACUUGGCUUGAAACAAAAUGAGGAUGAAGAUCUUGCUCUUGGAUGGUCGCUGACAAAAUUCCAUUUGCUUCCUUCAUCUGAGCAAAACUAGAUGUAAUACUCCCUGCAGUCUGGUAAUGCAAAGCCUUGAAAGCACUUGAGUCUCUACUCCCCCUCAGCAGGGAAUACAAUGCUGAUUCUGCUUCUAAGAGGGCAGCACAAAGGCUGCUCUUAAGUCAAAGUGACUGAAGGAUAUUGGAGAAGACAGUGGUGUGUUUUUCUGUUUUGAUAUCCCUUUGUAAUACUUCCCAUUUUGUUCCUGAAAGAUCUGAAGAAUAAUUAUUGAUAUGUGAAUUGCAACUGUGCCUUUCCCAUGAACUUGUACUGCAUCAUGUACUGGCUUUAUCCAUUCUUCAUCUCCAGUGCUGGCAAGAACCAUUGCAUAAGCAAAUAGCAUUUCAAUAUUGCCCACUCAGCAUUUCCUCUCAAAAUUGCCAUGACCUUCAUUUUUAUAUUUCUCAAAGGCCUACAGAAAAUUAUAGUAUAAUUUUAACCCCUCAUAUUUCUGGAUUGAUCCUACUUCAGUCUUUUAACUCUGUUACCUUUUGCCAUUGUUAAGACUUAAGCUCCAAAAGAAUUUAUUUACCAUUAAUAUAUAAAGAGCUACUUUUGCUGGAA